UCAGCUGACUUGAAUACAACCGACCGAAUUAGCAACCAAGUUUAUUGCACCUCUGCGCUUGUAAGCACAAGCGACAAAGGCUACACGGUCAGUCAUUGUGUCGACCUGCUUGUCAGGACUGACGCAGCGAUUCAAACACUUCCCAGCUCAUUCCCCGUCUCGUACAUCAUUCUGCCCUUCAUCUUCUCCUCUUCGAGGAGAUACGUAAGGUCUUCACCGUGGCGGUCCAGGAACCAGUCCUACCGUGCUCUCCGCUGGGCUUCGCGCUAUUCCACCAAUCUCUCGGUGCUUCUCGUCUUCGUCAACUACUGACGCCGACCAGUCAACGGGGGUCCGAUUUCUGCGACCGCUGGAAGGACAACCCACGGGCGAGCGAGGAACAACCAUCAGAGGCCAUCGCGAGUGACGGGAGUCCAUGUGAUGGUCCUAUUGACCACAAGCAAGAAGGGGAACGGUUCCUGAUGUCGCAGCGGGAGCAUGUUACCCACACCGCCUCGUCGCAAGUGCCCAGAUCGCCACCGGCUGCUCUCGACGACACAUCUCCCACCUCGCAUCAUGGGCCUCGUGGAGAACGGCCACACGAGGCUGCCGAAGAGCAGUUUAGCAGACCUCGUCUGAGCUCGUCCGUGAGCGAGAUCGACCGACACGCACAAGCUCGACAGUCAACUGUCUUCAACAUUUUGAACCCGGCAGCCUCUCAGGCCGGUGCGGACCCAGGCGCCUCCCAAGACGGUCCGGUUGGAGUGCGCCAUGGCAGUCAAGCUCAGCAGGCUGACCGUGCGAGAUUGAGUUUGUCCCCUCCUCAGCCAGUAGGGUUCCCGGAGGGCGCGAUACCACAACUUCAUCACCAUCACCACCAUCAUCACCACCGGCAGCCAAUGUCGGGUCGAUCUGUCUCAACGAGCAACGUGACUGAUCGCAGCCCUCCUGCGGGGGCCUACUCUGGCUUGUCUUCCGAAGCUUCGCGCAGAAUCUUGACACCACGCUCACCUCGAAGUCUGAGCACAAGUCACUCGGCGUCUAUUCGGCCGCUUGGUCAGACCCUUGGCCAGCUGCCAACGUCAGCGACCGGCCGGCGUCUGCAGGAUGAAGCAACAGCAGUCGGACGGUUCGAGAGCAGCCAACGUGUGGAUAUCCGCGCACCCGGCUCACUGGGCCCAUUAGGUGGUAGACCUUCCCCCUCCGACAGUUUCGCAACGCCGGCUCGUCCACAAUCACAGCCGAUGGUCCCACCAGUGGCUGGUUCGCAGACAGAACUGUCACGCCAGCCGCAAGGGCCGACGCGAUUCGGGCUCUCAGCGACGCCGACGCCACCCUCGUUCGGCGGCCCGACCUUUACCUCGUAUAGUCCUAGCAUCGAGCAGGGCUGGGCGAUGAACACGAGUGGCCCGGGCCCUUCACGACCUUCAGUACUGACUGGUACACACCCUGGGGACAGCCAGUUGUCAUUUGCCAUCAAUCCCGUGGGCGGGGAGCGUAUGGUUAUUCCCGUCGAAACGUAUUCGGGCUCGAGACAGGCCGAUGAGAAGCGGCAGCGAAAUGCGGGAGCGUCCGCUCGUUUCCGGAAGCGGAAGAAGACAAAAGAAGAGGCGAACGUGCUCAACAUACAGCGCCUGGAGAAGGACGUGCGGGAUCUGGAGCAUCGGGUCCAGGAGAUGCAAGCAGAGAGCGACCGACUACGAGCUGAUCGAGAUCGGCUCCGUGAUCUGGUUCACAGGACCCCAGAGAUCAGCUACAUGGCAUUUCACGGCCCACAGAGUCCGGCAUCGUCCAGAUCUGCGUUGCAAAUCCCGGGCAGGAGUCCGUUGGCUGUCCUGGCAUCGCCGUCACUGCCAGCGGGCGCACCAUACGGCGCCGCCGAUCCGCUGACUGGAGAGCGGGCAAGCCGACGACGGCGCACCGAACCUUCUUCGGAAACCACGAUGACUCCGUACAGCGUGGGCCAGCCUGUCCUGCCCGCGCUGACUUCGCCGUCUUAUCAGAGCUCUCACCCCGGCACGCCUCUUUCCAUAACCCGGCCUCCGUCGCUACCUCCGCUGUCGGGCCUCACCCCACCCCCUUCGUCUGGACCAUCGAGCUUUGAGCCCGGGCCUCCAACGUCUGCCCCCUUUCAACCUGCCACCUACCGCAGGGAAGCUUACGAGACUGGCUGGGCCGUCGGCUCGUCAGAAAGUCGCACCAAACCCGAGAACAGGAGACCAUAAGAGUUUUCCCCAGUCAUCGACAGUAACUACAACAUAAACCCUCUGUACGCCUGGCGCGUCGAUCGCGGACACCCUACACAUUGUAAUGCUGCUUUGAGCAUGCUGGUCAUCGCUUCGGCUACCCUCGCUGGCAUCUAGCGCACGCGCACACACACACACAAACACGCACCAAGUCUUUGCCUUUGCACUAUAGCUGGGCUUAUACGAUAAUACGCAGAUCCAGCCUCCCGAUUCUCUGUACUCAUAACCGCACUUCGAUUUCAUGUCAGUCUCGUAUGGAAACAAGGGGUCAAAUAAAAGGACAUUUAGAAGGAGUCACUGAAUUUUUACCCCGUGCUGCAUUCUCGGCGCAACCCGAUCGUCACACAGAUUUGUUUCUUCUCUUUGUUUUAUCGACAGC
Molecule: messenger RNA, 2604 nt
Organism: Microdochium trichocladiopsis
Lineage: Eukaryota; Fungi; Ascomycota; Sordariomycetes; Xylariales; Microdochiaceae
Exons: 1
Coding region: 462-2204 (580 amino acids)
Biological process (GO): regulation of transcription by RNA polymerase II
Cellular component (GO): nucleus
Molecular function (GO): DNA-binding transcription activator activity, RNA polymerase II-specific; RNA polymerase II transcription regulatory region sequence-specific DNA binding
Source: RefSeq, a predicted model, not a curated record